Saccharomyces mikatae IFO 1815 is the source of this 1326-nucleotide messenger RNA. RefSeq names its product SUMO ligase CST9 (gene CST9). The record is from RefSeq and is a predicted model, not a curated record. The transcript has a single exon. NCBI's taxonomy places the organism in Eukaryota, Fungi, Ascomycota, Saccharomycetes, Saccharomycetales, Saccharomycetaceae. The coding region runs from base 1 to 1326 and encodes 441 amino acids. Gene Ontology annotation, biological process: reciprocal meiotic recombination; homologous chromosome pairing at meiosis; protein sumoylation. Gene Ontology annotation, cellular component: synaptonemal complex. Gene Ontology annotation, molecular function: SUMO transferase activity.
AUGUCGGAUUCCAUUUUUGAACAGCCCUUUGUGUACUGUGGCGUUUGCCAUAGGAGGACAUCUCACGGCGAUCCACUGAGGUUGACUUCUUGCGCUCAUAUUCUUUGCUCUCAACACUCUCCAUUAACAUCAAAGGUGUGCCCCAUAUGUAAUUCGAGCGAUAUUUCUAUAAUUAAACUUAUAGAGUCCAAGCAACUACCUAAUGACAUUAAGAUAUUUUUCGAGCCAUUGCCGCCACUUUUGGAGUCACUGUAUAAUGUCUCUCAAUUCCAGUUCAGGGGGCUUUCAAACCAGUGCCAAUACUAUCAAAAUCACUGCUUAAAAUUGAGAGAAAAAUGCGCAAGGCAACAGCAGUUGUUAUAUCAAGCGAAAAUAGAAUUAGAUUCAAUGGCAGCCCUUAAGAAAAGGAUACAGGAACUAGAAACCGUGGUGAGACAUAACAAUGUUUCUUCCACGUCACUCAGCAUGCUAUCGACAAAAAACAACCACCAAAGUCAUUAUCAACCACCUCCAACUGUUGAUUUGACAGUUGAUGAUAAUAGUUUGGAAGAGUUUGAAGCGAAAUCUUUUAUUAAGAAACUAAAAAGAAGCUCCUCCCUAAGAAAUUCUUCGAAACACAACAAUGGCACCGUUACUCCAUCUGCAAGCGCUCGUGUAAAUAAGAAUCAGUCUCUCUAUAUGGAGACGUUAAAUAGACAGAAUAAGAAUAGCAUUCCUUCUCCUAAUCCGAAUCAAAAUAUCAAUAACAAUUUACCUAACAUUUCCACUAUUGCAGAAUCGACCAAUUUGAACAGAUUUUCGUGCUCCCCUGUACGUGUUGCAAAAGGCUUCAGUAACAAGCUGCCCAAUUUUGACAUUCUCACUAAUAAUGGAUCCGUAUCAUCCAAGAAUAUAUCAAGAUUAUCUACUGCUUCUUUACAAUUGUCUUCACCUCUAUCUUCCUCAUCUAAUAAGCUUAUUUUACUGAACAAUAACCUUGAUGACUUACAUCAUUCUAACACGCCUUCAACGAGUACUUCAACGCAGUUCCCCUCGGCUUUAGAAAAGUUAAAAAUAACCAGGAAAAGGAAUAAUACCAUUAGUGGCCCGAAUAGAAUAACGCACAACUUGAGUUCGCAUAUAAGAAGCGGUGGUCUCGCAUCUUCAUCCUCAUCAAAUUCAUUUCAACAGGGGAAACUCGCGAAAUCAAAUAUAUUGAAGCGAUCCAAUUCAACUCAGCAGCUCACCAACACACUUCUCAAAGAUAAUAAUUCCCAGCCACCUCGGUCAAGUAAUACGGUCUUGGGUGGUAGCAAAAGAAAUAAUAAGUUUAGAAGAAUAAGGUAA